AUGAAUCUCAAAACCGCAGCACUUUUAUCAUUGGCAAUAACAAUACUCGUGAGUGUCUUGAAGUCCAACGGGGACGAGGAUAUAGUCCUCGGACUUCUGUUACCCUUCAGUGGGGAACGACCUAUCGGUAGGUACAUCGCCGGUGCGAUGACCAUAGCUGUAGAGGUCAUCAAUAACAACGAUACGCUCCUACCCGGACGCAAUCUGUCCUUCGUUUGGAACGACACGGAAUGCGUUGGGAAAGUCGGACUCCACGAGACGGUGGACCUGUUCCUGACGGUUCGGAAACUCCACGGGUUCAUCGGUGGCGGUUGCGAUGAAGUUUGUGAACCAUCAGGAUUACUUGCUUCGGCGUGGAACCUCCCUAUGGUAUCAUGGGGUUGCUCUAGUAUACACCUCUCAAGCAAAGACACGUACAACACCCUGGCCAGGACUGUUGGUCCGUAUAAUAAAAUGGCGCCAUUGUUCUCCAAAGUCAUGCAGCAUUAUGGCUGGACACGAGCGUAUAUUUUCACAUCCAGUGAGAGCGUGUGGCAGACCGCUUCCUUUUCUGUGAAGUUGAACUUGGAGGCAAACGGAAUUUCCGUAGCUGGUUUUGUGACAUUUAAUCCGGGGAACGAAAACAUCCACGGAAGGGAAACUUUUUCAAAACUGGAGAUCGUGAAGGCGGCUAAAGACUUGUCAAGAAUAAUGCUUCUCUUCGGCUACGGAGCUGACAUCCGGGACCUGAUGCUGAACGCGUACGACAUCGGUAUGACAGAAGGAGGUUACGCUUUCAUCUGUGUGGACAUACUGGAGGACGCCCACCUGAGUGCUAAUACAUGGAUGGAAGGAGAUGGGAGAGACGAAGAAGCUAUACGGGCGUUCAAUGGUAUAUUGAAUGUCCACAUUAAGACGCCAGAGGGCGAUCGGUAUGAUGCCUUCGCAGAGCGGGUGCGUGAGCAGACGGGGAUGGAGCCGUUCAACCGACCAAUGUUAAAAGAUGAAGAGGUUGAUGUCCACGCGGGUACGCUUUACGACGCAGUGGUAUUGUAUGCCUUGGGUCUUCAUGACGUCAUAUCAGAGGGAGGUGAUGAGUAUGAUGGAGCAGCCAUCGGAGUUAAAAUGAGAAACCGACAAUUUGUAGGUAUCGAUAACUAUGUGACGAUCGAUGACUCUGGAGACCGGGAUCCAGACUACGCCCUGCAGGACUUCCACGACUCGAGGUUUGAGGACUUUGUACAUUACGAUCACAUAACCAAGGAGUUGACUUUCACACCGAACUUUCUCCCCACUUGGCCUGGAGGGGAAACCACACCACCGAAAGGAGAACCGGACUGUGGCUGGGAUGAGGAGCAUUGUCAAUCGAAUACAGAAACCAUCAUUAUUAUUAUAUCCUGCUGUGUCUUUACACUGGCUGUGGCCGGCUCAUCUGUCGUGGUGUUUUUUUAUCGGUAA
This is a messenger RNA of Asterias rubens (European starfish), 1437 nucleotides long. Its product is annotated as atrial natriuretic peptide receptor 3-like. Bases 1 to 1437 code for a protein of 478 amino acids. The transcript is spliced from 5 exons. Gene Ontology annotation, molecular function: peptide hormone binding; signaling receptor activity. The record is from RefSeq and is a predicted model, not a curated record. Gene Ontology annotation, cellular component: membrane. NCBI's taxonomy places the organism in Eukaryota, Metazoa, Echinodermata, Asteroidea, Forcipulatida, Asteriidae.